This is a messenger RNA of Caretta caretta (loggerhead turtle), 3401 nucleotides long. RefSeq names its product MAF bZIP transcription factor A (gene MAFA). Gene Ontology annotation, molecular function: DNA-binding transcription factor activity, RNA polymerase II-specific; RNA polymerase II cis-regulatory region sequence-specific DNA binding. Gene Ontology annotation, cellular component: nucleus. NCBI's taxonomy places the organism in Eukaryota, Metazoa, Chordata, Testudines, Cheloniidae. Gene Ontology annotation, biological process: response to glucose; regulation of transcription by RNA polymerase II; insulin secretion. The record is from RefSeq and is a predicted model, not a curated record.
CAGAGCAGAGUUCGGGGGGCUCUUUGCCGCUGGCAGCCGGCCGUCCGCCGAGCAAAGCCGGGGGCGAGAAGAGAGACAGAGAGAGAGGCGGGCGCAGCCAAGUCUGGGCAAGACCCAGCGGGCGGGGACCAGGGGCCGCAGCGGCCCGCCCGCGCCCCUCCGAUCCGGAUUCUGGGGCAGCGCAACUUGCCUCUGAAGACGCCCCCCGGCCCGUGUCCGGCGCUUGCUCCCCGCGGCCCCCCAUGCGCCGGCUGCGACUCUCCCCGCGGCGCCUUGGCUGAGGCUCUGAACUGCCCCGAACGACCUCUUGAUUCACCCGGCCCAGGCUCAAGCCGGGGGCGAGGGGCUCCCAGGGUCGCAGGCGGGGAGAUCCGGGGCGCCUCGGGCGGGCGCAGCCGAGCCCCCCGCCGGGCAGGGCCAGCCCCGCGCCGCCGGUGCAUGGACUGAGAUGGCCUCCGAGCUGGCCAUGAGCGGCGAGCUGCCCACCAGCCCGCUGGCCAUCGAGUACGUCAACGACUUCGACCUGAUGAAGUUCGAGGUGAAGAAGGAGCCGCCCGAGGCCGAGCGCUUCUGCCACCGCCUCCCCCCGGGCUCGCUCUCCUCCACCCCCCUCAGCACCCCUUGCUCCUCGGUGCCGUCCUCGCCCAGCUUCUGCGCGCCCAGCCCCGGCGGCCCGGCGGGCCCCGGCGCCGCGCCGCACCCGGGCAGCGCCGGCAAGGCACCGCUGGAGGAUCUCUACUGGAUGGCGGGCUACCAGCCCCCGCUCAACCCGGAGGCGCUGAACCUCACCCCGGAGGACGCGGUGGAGGCGCUGAUCGGCAGCCCGCACCCGCUGCACGGCUACGAGGGCUUCCGCGGCCCGGGCUUCCCCGGCGAGGAGGCGGCCCCGGCCGGGCACCACCACGCGGGCCCCCCGCACCACCACCACCACGCGGGCCCCCCGCACCACCACCACCACCACCACCACGCGGGCCCCCCGCACCACCUCCUGCGGCUGGAGGAGCGCUUCUCGGACGAGCAGCUGGUCAGCAUGUCGGUGCGGGAGCUGAACCGCCAGCUGCGGGGCUUCAGCAAGGAGGAGGUGAUCCGCCUCAAGCAGAAGCGGCGCACGCUGAAGAACCGGGGCUACGCCCAGUCCUGCCGCUACAAGCGGGUCCAGCAGCGGCACAUCCUGGAGAACGAGAAGUCCCAGCUGCAGGGCCAGGUGGAGCAGCUCAAGAAGGAGGUCUCCCGGCUGGCCAAGGAGCGGGACCUGUACAAAGAGAAGUACGAGAAGCUGGCCGGCCGCGGCUUCCCCCGGGAGCCGCCCCCGCAGGCUCCCCCCAAAGCCUCGGCCGAGUUCUUCAUGUGAACGGGGAAAGUGGGGGUGUGUGUGUGGGGGGGGGGGUGCUCGGCCUCCCCACUGCCCCCGGGACUCCGUGUACCUAGAGGGGCCGGCUGCUGUACAUAGACUCCUGUUUUUGUGUGCGUCUCCGGGCUGCAAACCAACUCACCAAGCGGGCGCCCCCCCUCCCAGUGCGGGGCAAGGUCCCCGUCCCCCCAGCGCCCCCGCUUGCGUCUCCUUCCUUCCCUCCCUCCCUCCCCCGCCUGGGCUGCCCACGAGAGCCCCAGCCCUGCGGCCAGCUCGCCUCCGUUCCAGCCGCGCCCCGGGGUCCUGCCCGUUCCCCCAGCGCAUCCUCCUGCCUUUGUACGUCCCCCGGGCAAGAGAGCCCGAGCUGGGACCGGGAGAGGCGAGGCGGCAAGGUGACAGCCGCCUCCAGACAUGCUCACACGCUCACUCCUGAGUCUUAACCUUGUGAUCGCACAAACUUUAAAAAACAAAAACAAAAACAAAGCCCGACCAGACCAGACCAAGCUUUGGCUGGAGGGAAAGACAAACUGAACAGUGAAAGACUCGAAGCAACAGGGAAGAAGGAAAUAAUGAGCAAACCUGCAUUUUUCCCCCCGCCUCCUGGAAAACUGGGUAACCAACCAAAAUCGUUUUGGGAGAAAAAGUGCAUCGUAACGAAAUCCUCCUAUAUACUCUUAAUAAUCAUACUAAUUAAUAAAGCGGCGUCCAAGGAACUGUGCAACUUAACUGUGGUUCUUAGAAGACUUUUUAAGCAAUCCUGCAUGCAGGACAUGUAUGGUAUUUCAAUAAUCUCCCCUUCUUUUCUACUAGAACAGAUGAAGAAAAAGCAUGAUCCAGUUUUUUCCCCCUCUUGGUAAUAUUUUUUGUUUUUGUUUCCCCCCCCCAACGGUCAGUUUUUAGUUUGCAGCACUCUUGUUGGGUGCAUCUUAAAUAACAAAUAGUCUUAAAAUGUUUGCAAAGUGAUGUUUUCUCUCUCAGUGGAACAGUGCAGCAAAACACUCACAAAAGGGACUGGAAUAUAUAUCUUGGGACUUCAGACUCCAAAAAAAGAGUUGAGUUUACCUGCUUUUUAUCUCCUUUUCUUACUAAUAAUUCUUGUUGUUGUUUUAAAAAGGAAACCUGAGCCAAACUUAACUUAUUUAAAGGUGUCCACUUGUACAUAUGUAGAAUUUAGUUAGUUUUUUGCCUUUGUUUUUCUCUCUGAGACUAUAUUUUGCUUGGUGAUUUAAGAAAAAAAGCCUUAAAAAAAAUCACAAGUCUUAACGAAAGUUUGUAUGUAAUAGCAUGCAAAUAAUAUAAGAAUUGAUUAAUUUAAUUAUGUUGAAAAAGCCGAAUGCACUAUAUACAGGAAUCAAUUGGAUUAAAUAAUGCUGUUGUUUUAUAGAGAUUUAAAAUGAUCUAUGCUGUUAAAAAUAAUUGGGGGGGAAAAAGGUAACAUUCUAAGAUGACCUGAAAGGCAAUAUAGUAAUAUAUGGACUGCAAUCAGUUGGCUGCUGUAUCACUAUGCACCAGAUUUAUUUAUUAACCCCUGGGAAACCAUAUUAUUUUAACCUUGAUGAUUUUAAAAGAGAAAAGAAAAUGCACCUAAUCUUGCAAUUUAUGCUUUGUGUGAAAGUAAAACAAAAUAUACAUAGCAGUUUGGGGGUUUUUAACAAGUUGCUUAUUUAAAAAAAGGAAAUCUUAGGGAAAACUAAAAGUCUUAAAGACAAACAAACCACGUGUGAACUUUGGGAACUGGUACGUUUUAGGUGCUGCUUGUGCGAAGCAUUUUAAAUAACCAGUUUGUUUCAGUUUCUGAUGGUUUUAACUCUGUUGCAUCAAGAUAGAACGUAUAUUCAUCUACAGCUUCAGUUAAGUCUUUUUAUAUGAACUGCUGUUGAGCCAUGUGGGCUGUUGCAACCUCAAAACCACCUAUAUCUUGUUUGUUUGUUUUGUUUUUGUUUGUUCUUUGAAUUGUGUUUCCUUUGUGUUCAGGCAUCAAUGCAAAAACUCAUUUUAGCUUUCCUUGGCUACAGACGAACGAAAAAUAAAUCUCUUUAGACAUACCUAU